Molecule: messenger RNA, 914 nt
Organism: Fragaria vesca subsp. vesca
Lineage: Eukaryota; Viridiplantae; Streptophyta; Magnoliopsida; Rosales; Rosaceae
Product: actin-related protein 2/3 complex subunit 3-like
Exons: 5
Coding region: 124-651 (175 amino acids)
Biological process (GO): Arp2/3 complex-mediated actin nucleation; regulation of actin filament polymerization
Cellular component (GO): Arp2/3 protein complex; cytoskeleton
Molecular function (GO): actin filament binding
Source: RefSeq, a predicted model, not a curated record
GCUCUCAGCCAUUUCCAAAUCUCUUGAGCUGGUUUAUUACACCAGAAUACCCAAUCGUCUUUGGAGAAGGGUUUGAUUUUGAGCUUGAACUAGGGGUGAUACAGCUUCGUUUUAAUCUAAAAGAUGGUUUAUCACUCUAGUUUUGUGGAUGAGGAAGGAAUUACUAAAGCUUGUGGGUUCCCUCUGCUGCCUUUGAAAAGCCAUAUAAAGGGUCCUGCUCCUGUUUCAGAACAAGAUAGGACUGAUAUUGUCGAUGAGGCAAUUACAUUCUUCCGCGCCAAUGUUUUCUUUAGAAACUUUGAUAUCAAGAGCUCUGCCGAUAAGCUGUUGAUUUAUCUCACAUUCUACAUUAAUGUGGCUUUGAAGAGGCUGGAAGGUUGCAGAACUUUGGCUGAAGGUACCAAGGCGAUCAUUAAUUUAGGUCUGGAAAAGGUUCCUGUGCCUGGAGAGCCAGGUUUCCCUUUGCCGGGCCUCUUUCCUUUGCCUCAAUCUGACAAGGAAGCAGAAUUGCUCCGAAAUUAUUUGAAGCAGAUAAGGGAAGAAGCAAGUGGGAGAUUGUUGAGCGUUGCUUAUAAAUCUAAUGGGACUCCUAAUAAAUGGUGGUUAGCAUUUGCGAAAAGGAAAUUCAUGAACAUAAUUGUUCCAUCAUGAAUUUCUAUGUGGCAUAUCCAUUCAGUAACUUUUGCACAUAGUUCAUGUCUCAAGAUCAUAUCAAGAUUACAGAAUCUGGAUUAAAAGGUGUUGCACUUGUCUUGUAUUGGAAUUUUACUUCUGGACAUAAUAUUACUGGUAUUCAUUAUUCUAGACCUCAGAUGUUCCUUUUGAACCUCAUAAUUACGUCUGCUGUAAAGGUUUCCUAUAUUGAAUUUUUGGACAAUCAAUCAUCGCCUUUGAUAAGAGAUAACUUUGUGGAC